This is a messenger RNA of Megalops cyprinoides (Indo-Pacific tarpon), 1042 nucleotides long. RefSeq names its product proteasome activator complex subunit 3-like. Gene Ontology annotation, biological process: regulation of proteasomal protein catabolic process; positive regulation of endopeptidase activity; regulation of G1/S transition of mitotic cell cycle. Gene Ontology annotation, cellular component: proteasome activator complex; nucleoplasm; cytoplasm. Gene Ontology annotation, molecular function: endopeptidase activator activity. Lineage: Eukaryota; Metazoa; Chordata; Actinopteri; Elopiformes; Megalopidae. Bases 267 to 1037 code for a protein of 256 amino acids. The record is from RefSeq and is a predicted model, not a curated record. The transcript is spliced from 11 exons.
AACGCUGACUAACGUUACUGCACGUGCAUAUCAAUUCAGAGCAGGCGCUGCGCAGAUCUACUGAUCUGUAUACCGUCUGUCUGGAUAGAAUUGUAGUGGAAACAGACGAUUAUAUUAGCAUAUCCAUACGAAAAGUAGUUUGUUUAUGUCAUUAGCGCUAACCCCCGAAACGUUAGCUAAAUAGUGAGGCAGGCACACUUGCAUAUUGCCCCGACUAAUUCUUGAAACCAGCUCCCUUUCCGAUUCCCUUCCCUUGUAAAAAUAUAAUGUCUUCGCUCCUCAAAGUGGACAAUGAAAUCAAAACUAAGGUUGACGCUUUCAGGGAGCGAAUCACAGCAGAGGCAGAGGAUUUGGUUGCAAAUUUUUUCCCAAAGAAGUUGUUAGAACUUGAUAAUUUCCUAAAGGAACCAGUUUUUAACAUCAGCGAGCUCAAGGAGAUCGGCUCUGAGAUCAACCUGACUGUGCCUGACCCUGUUCUCUUCACCAACAGCCAUGAUGGCCUGGAGCCACAAAAUGCUAAAAAGCGAAAAAUGGAAGAUGGAGCAAGAGACAGCUGCCCAGACAGCGCCAAGGUCUUGAUCAUGCCCGGGGCAAUGAUGAAGAGCAACAACCAUCUGGUGGACCUGAUUGACAGGGUCAAGCCUGAGAUUAGGACUCUGAUAGAGAAAUGCAAUACGGUCAAAAUGUGGGUUCAGUUGUUAAUCCCAAGAAUAGAGGAUGGAAAUAACUUUGGCGUAUCAAUUCAGGAGGAGACUGUUGCAGAACUCAGGACAGUGGAAGGCGAGGCAGCGUCUUACCUAGACCAGAUCUCCAGGUACUACAUUACAAGGGCAAAGCUAGUUUCCAAAAUUGGUAAAUACCCACAUGUGGAGGACUAUCGGUGCUCCGUGAAAGAGAUCGAUGAGAAAGAGUACAUCAGCCUCAAGGUCAUCGUGUCAGAGCUGAGGAAUCAAUACGUGGUGCUGCACGACAUGAUUCUGAAGAACAUUGAGAAAAUUAAGAAGCCGCGGAGCAGCAACUCUGAGGCCCUGUACUGAGACAC